Messenger RNA from Chelonus insularis, 2988 nucleotides. RefSeq names its product pyruvate dehydrogenase phosphatase regulatory subunit, mitochondrial. Gene Ontology annotation, molecular function: protein binding; oxidoreductase activity. The transcript has 13 exons. Gene Ontology annotation, cellular component: mitochondrial matrix; cytoplasm; mitochondrion. The record is from RefSeq and is a predicted model, not a curated record. Lineage: Eukaryota; Metazoa; Arthropoda; Insecta; Hymenoptera; Braconidae. The coding region runs from base 144 to 2852 and encodes 902 amino acids.
UCGAUAUAAACAUUACGUCAUUGUAGUCUGUAAUGUAGACAGUUCAUCACUCAUUAUCAUCAAACAAUAAUUUUUUUCUUUCAAGUUAUUAACUAUUUUUAGAAAUAUUUUUAAAUUAACAAAUCUACUGAAGUUCUUUCAAGAUGUGGCAACAAAAAUUAAAGUUUUAUAACAAAUGGAAAAACUAUCAAUGGAGUGUGCUAAAUAAUUUUUAUCGAUCAUUAUUAAAUUCGCGUUCCAUUCAUGUAUCAGCUAAUCAAUUAAACGAAACAAAUCAUGGUAAUGACAUAUUACCCCAAGAUAAACAAGUUGUCAUAUGUGGAGGUGGUGUAAUGGGAGCAGCUGUAGCUUACCAUCUAGCUAUUGCAGGUUGGGGGUCUCGUACUAUUUUAGUAGAUAGUGGAAGAAUUGGCGAAGGUGCUACUUGGCAUACCUCUGGUUUAGUGGGAGCAUUCAAACCUUCCUUAUUUCAAGUGAAACUUACUCAAGACAGUAUUUCACUUUAUAAAGAAUUUGAAGAAAAGGGUUUAGAUACUGGUUGGAAACAAUGUGGAAGCUUAUGUCUAGCUAGAACUAGAGAUAGGAUGACAACAUUUAGACGAAUGAAAGCACAAUCUGUAUCGAGAAAUAUUGAAUGCUAUCUAGUGACUCCUCAAGAAAUUUCAAAUUUAUGUCCACUACUAAAAGUAGAUGAUUUAGUUGGUGGUAUUUGGAUUCCUGGUGAUGGUGUUGCAGAUCCUUAUCAAACAUGUUUAAGUUUAUUACAGGAAGCUAAAAAGCACGGUGUUUCUGUUUACGAAAAUUGUCAAGUAACAAAAAUCAUGAGUACGAAUGGGAGAGUAUCUAAAGUAGAAACAUCACGUGGCAGUGUUGACUGUGAAUAUUUUGUUAAUUGUGCCGGAUUUUGGGCCAGAAAUAUUGGAAAAUGCAGUGAUCCUUACGUUAAGGUUCCCUUACAUCCUGUAGAACAUUACUAUUUACAUACACAAAAAAUUCCAGGAUUAGAUCCAAUGACUCCUGUAAUAAGAGAUCUGGACGGUUUUAUUUAUUUUCGUGAGAAUGAAGGACGAUUGCUAGCAGGUGGAUUUGAGCCUGAUGCAAAACCAGCUUUUGAAGAUGGAUCAAUUCCUGAAAGUAUAGCUGAAAGAAUUUUACCCGAAGAUUGGGAUCAUUUUCAUGUUCUCCUUGAGCAAAUGCUCCAUCGUAUUCCAAGUAUGGGCGAUGCUCAGUUAGAUAAGCUAUGUAAUCGACCAGAGGCUUUUUCUCCCGAUUGUAAAUGGAUUGUUGGAGAAGCACCAGAAAUGAAAAAUUAUUAUAUAGCAGCAGGAAUGAAGACAAUUGGAGUAUCAGCAGCUGGAGGAGUUGGUAGAGCUACUGCUGAGCUUAUAAUUAAUGGAUCAACAUCAUUAGAUAUGUAUGAACUUGAGGUUUCGCGGUUUUUGGGUCUUCAUAAUAACAGAAAAUUUUUACGAGAUCGAGUCCGAGAAGUCCCUAGUGUGCAUUAUGCAUUGCAAUAUCCAUAUUUAGAAUUUCAAACUGGACGUAAUCUAAGAAUGUCUCCAAUUUAUCCAAAACUUAAAGCGGCUGGUGCUGUAUUUGGACAAGUUAUGGGAUAUGAAAGACCUUCAUGGUUUGAACCAGAUCAUGAAGUUGAUUUAGAUCCCAUUGAUGAAUUUGAAAAUUAUAAAAUCGCAUACACAAAUACAUUUGGUAAACCACCGUGGUUUGAUCAUGUGGCUCGAGAGUAUGCUGCUUGCCGAGAAACAAUUGGUCUGAGUGAUUAUUCGUCUUUUACAAAAAUCGAUUUGUGGUCCAAUGGAACAGAAGUAGUGGAUUUACUUCAAUAUCUAUGCUCUAACGACGUCGAUGUACCAGUAGGGAAUGUUAUUCAUACAGGAAUGCAAAACCAUCGAGGUGGAUAUGAGAAUGAUUGUAGUUUAGCUAGAAUUGCCCAUAAUCACUACAUGAUGAUAGCACCAUCAAUUCAACAAACUCGUUGUAAGCACUGGAUUAAACGACAUUUACCUUCAGAUGGAUCUGUUGCUGUAUCUGAUGUAACUUCAGCCUACACAGCAAUUUGUAUUAUAGGACCAGCAACCAGACAAUUAUUAGCUGAACUAACUGAUACAGAUCUUAGUCCAAAAAACUUCCCUUUUUUUACUUUUAAAGAACUUGAUGUUGGAUUAGCUACUGGAAUAAGAACUAUGAAUCUAACUCACACUGGUGAACUUGGCUAUGUUUUAUAUAUUCCAAAUGAGUUUGCUCUUCAUGUAUAUACAAGACUGGUAGAAGCAGGAGAAAAAUAUAAUAUUAAACAUGCUGGAUAUUACGCCACUCGUGCCUUACGAGUAGAAAAAUUUUAUGCCUUUUGGGGCCAAGACUUGGAUACUUUUACUACUCCGUUAGAAUGUGGACGUGCUUGGCGAGUAAAAUUUGACAAAGACAUAAAUUUUAUCGGCCGUGAUGCUUUAUUGAAGCAACGAGAGAUUGGUGUUAAACGUAGAUACAUUCAGCUUUUACUAAUUGAUCAUGAUGUUGAUUUUGAUACAUGGUGUUGGGGUGGAGAACCUAUUUAUCGUAAUGGAAAAUAUUGUGGCAUGACAACUACCACAGGAUAUGGAUACACUUUUAGAAGCCAAGUAUGUCUUGGAUUCAUUGAAAAUUUAGAUGAAAAAGGGAAACCUCAGCAAGUAUCAAAUGAAUAUGUUUUAUCUGGAGACUAUGAAGUAGAUGUAGCCGGUAUAAGAUAUCGAGCUAAAUGUCAUCUACAUAGUCCAAAUCUUCCAACAAAGUUCCCAGACAAAGAACGAGAUUCUUAUCAUGCAACACGAGAUCAAAUCACAUCUCGAUAAGUUAUUUAUCUUCCAAUUUGUACAAACUGUGUGUAUAGAACAAAAAAAAAAAGUAAAUAAUACAUUUUUUUUUCUUCCUUUCUAAUAUUCAUAAAAAUUGAUAUAUUGAUAAUAAAUGUGAUUAUUAAAUAUUUGA